GGACGGAUCUCAUAAUAAGGUUGUAUCCUAUCUCUGCAAAUUUGAGGACUCCAAUCUAGAUCUAAGACGAAGAUCGAGAUGGUGACCACUACUUGCUGUGGUGGCAAAGGAGCAACAAUUGAUGGUGGUGAGUUGAAUCAGAAGGAAGGUGAAGCUUCACACUUGGAUGGAGAAGCUGGAGAUCGAGGACGAGAAGCUCUUUCAGCUAAUCUCCUCCUUGGAUGGAUUGAUGGUCAUGAAGCAGCCCCAGUGCCAACUAUCUCCAAAAACGAUAAAAUUGUCCCUAAUCCAGAGUAUACCUCCUGGACCAUCGUUGACACACAGAUCCGCGCCUGCCUCCUAGCGGUCAUCAGCCCCUCCGUUCACAAACAUGCUCGCGGCUUCACCACAUCUGCUGCCCUCUGGGAUGCUUUGGCCGCACGGUACAACUCCGUGUCCACCGCUCAUGUUUAUCAACUUCGGGACAAACUCCACACUCUUCGUAAAGGUACCAAAACUAUGACACAAUACCUUGAUGAUGUGGCAACUAUUCUCUCGGAUCUCGAUGCCUUGAAAGAAGAGAUCCCUGAACGUGAUGUGGUGAAUGCUGUUAUUCGUGGUCUUCCCACCGAAUACUCAUCCUUUAAGCAAAACAUUCGCAUGAACAAUACCAAUNAUGAAGCAGCCCCGGCGCCAACUAUCUCCAAAAACGAUAAAACCGUCCCUAAUCCAGAGUAUACCUCCUGGACCAUCGUUGACACACAGAUCCGCGCCUGCCUCCUAGCGGUCAUCAGCCCCUCCGUUCACAAACAUGCUCGCGGCUUCACCACAUCUGCUGCCCUCUGGGAUGCUUUGGCCGCACGGUACAACUCCGUGUCCACCGCUCAUGUUUAUCAACUUCGGGACAAACUCCACACUCUUCGUAAAGGUACCAAAACUAUGACACAAUACCUUGAUGAUGUGGCAACUAUUCUCUCGGAUCUCGAUGCCUUGAAAGAAGAGAUCCCUGAACGUGAUGUGGUGAAUGCUGUUAUUCGUGGUCUUCCCACCGAGUACUCAUCCUUUAAGCAAAACAUUCGCAUGAACAAUACCAAUAUUUCGUUAAAUCAGCUUUCUGGAUGGCUGAUCUCCGAAGAAAUAAACCUGGAGAUGGAGAAUAAACUCAGCCUCACCGAGUCUACCAUCACCGAACCUCGCACAACACUUCUCGCUAUGAACGGUCGAGAUAGUGGACAAUCCUACCAACCAGGUGCGGUACAAGGGCCUCUGUGAGCAUGGGUUAUACACACUUCCUUCCAAACUCCCAACCGUUGCGUAUCAAGCUAUCCAAGAGUCCACUUGGCAUCAUAGACUCGGUCAUCCAGCUCCUGCGAUUGCCAAAUCUAUUUUGUCUUCCUUAGGUUUUCAGUUUUCAGAGCCUUUACAUUGUGAAUCAUGUUAUGUCUCUAAGUCCUGUCGUUUACCUUUUGAAUUGUCUGAACAUAA
Cuscuta campestris is the source of this 1464-nucleotide messenger RNA. NCBI's taxonomy places the organism in Eukaryota, Viridiplantae, Streptophyta, Magnoliopsida, Solanales, Convolvulaceae. The record is from the annotation of a GenBank genome assembly.